Molecule: messenger RNA, 1521 nt
Organism: Mesorhabditis spiculigera
Lineage: Eukaryota; Metazoa; Nematoda; Chromadorea; Rhabditida; Rhabditidae
Source: the annotation of a GenBank genome assembly
AUGUGGGACGGGUUCUUAUGCUGCCUGUUAGCUUCCAUCUUGUUCGGCAGCGUCUUCGUCCCGAUGAGAAGACAUCCGAUGGGUGAUGGCUAUUACGCGCAGCUCUUCUUCUCCCUCGGCGCUUUCCUGAUCACAUUUCCGAUCGGCAUCUACUACCCGCCUACCGUAUACCCACUAGUAAUGUUCGGGGGAGCGUUGUGGUGCUUUGCGAAUUCAUUCUGCGUCGGUCUGAUGAACAAAAUCGGCAUGGCGCAAGCGAUAUUAAUAUGGAAUACCUCGAGUUGUUUGACGGGCUGGGCGACAGCGCGAUUUGGUCUUUUUGGAGUCGACGCCCAGCUCCCCGCCAGCGAGUUGUUGAAUUAUAUUGGAGUGUUAUUACUACUCAUUGGAGCCGUUUUCUACCUCUUCAUCAAAAGCAACGCCCCCGGAUCUGCCGCACAUAUUGAUGCCGGGGAAAAGAAACUAGAAAAAGAGGUCGCCGAAAAUGCGGCUCAUCUACCGCUGACAGAACGACUUUUAACGAUGGUUUGCUGCCUGCUCGUCGGGACCUUAUUUGGGUCUUUUUACACUCCAGUUUCUUAUUUGCAAAGCCUUGGCGGCUACCCCACGGCAGCACUCGACUACAUUUUCUCAUUUUUCAUUGGAGUGGUCGGAGCCUCAGCGACAAUCUUCUUUGUAUAUACUUAUGCAAAACGCGGAAAGCCAGAACUGAACCAGAUCAUCACAAUCCCAUCAUUCUACGGCGGGCUGAUGUUCGGGGCCGGAAUUUGCUUCUUUAUGAUUGCAAAUGAGAAAUUGUCGCCGACCGUCGCCUACCCCACCGUCGCAAUGCUGCCCGGGCUUGUCGUGUCACUAUGGAGUGUGUUGUACUUUAAGGAAAUUACGGGAAAUCGCAACAUCACCCUCCUCGCCGUCGCCUAUUCUUUGACGCUGAUCAAUAAUGCUGGUGUCACUGACGAGGACAUGUGCAACAAGAAGCCCGGAUUCUUGACCCAGGAUAUGCAAAGUUACGAUUACAUCUUCCAGAUUAAUGUUCGAUGCGUCGUUUUUCUUUCCCGUGAGGCCACUCCCCACCUUGAGAAAACGAAGGGAGCCAUCGUCAACAUGAGCUCGAUUGCCGCAUCGGAAAUUCAGGCCAUCGCCUUUCCCUACUAUGGGAUGUCAAAAUCUGCCUUGGACUCGCUGACCAGAAGCUUGGCCCUGGAGCUGAUCCGGAAGGGGAUUCGCGUCAAUGGGAUCAAGCCUGGGGCGGUUAGCUCGAAUAUUAUGCAAAAGCAAGGAGCUACAGAUGAGGUUUUGCAGCAGAUGGAAAAGAAAAUGUCGAGCAGCUUCGCACUGAUCCCGGCUGGAUUCUACGGAAAACCAGAAGACAUCGCCCAUCUUACCGCCUUCCUCUGUGAUAGCGAGCAAUCCCGCUACAUCAUCGGUCAGAGCAUUCGCGUCGAUGGGGGAACCUCGUUGGUUUGCCCGAUGAUGCUGGGAGAAGAGAUAGCUUCUGUCCAGAAGCUCGAAACGGACCAA